UUGCACAUGGCAGCAUGGGCAGGACAUGCAGACGUUGUGCGGAAAUUAUUAGAAGUUGGAGCUGAUCCUAACGCACACGCCAUGGACGAUAUGACAUGCCUGCACUUUGCCUGCCAAAAGGGGUCGGUGGCAUGCAUCUCUAUCCUCAUCGAGCAUCAGGCGGAUCUUGAAGCUCUUGACAGGAAGAAAAAAAAUACUCCAUUGCACAUGGCUUGUGAAAAAGGACACAUUGAAAUAGUGAAGCUGCUUGUGGAAGCUGGGAGUAACUUGAAGGCCAAGAACAAAUUCCAUAAAACUCCUUUUGAUGCUAGUGCAAAUGAAGAAACGCGAAUGGCACUGCCAGGAGGUUUUAGCAAGGUUUGA
Molecule: messenger RNA, 363 nt
Organism: Guillardia theta CCMP2712
Lineage: Eukaryota; Cryptophyceae; Pyrenomonadales; Geminigeraceae
Exons: 2
Cellular component (GO): cytoplasm; nucleus
Molecular function (GO): protein binding
Source: RefSeq, a predicted model, not a curated record